AUGGUCAUGGCUUCUCUGCUGCCUACAACUGCAACAACACUUCAACAUAAUCACACCACCUGUUUCUCUCCUCUCAAACCCACCAUCCCAAUUACCAUUUUCUUCUCAACAAACCGUUUCAAGAGUAGCUCUAGAAAGUGCAACGCAGUGUUUGGUAACAUUCCCAAAGACUUGUUAGAGACCACUUUUCACGUGGACCAGUUUCCUGUCUUCCAAUCAGUGUCAGUGAAGUUUCAGAAUGUAACUGAAGAUUUAUCAGACUUGCAGAGGUGGGGGUUUGUGAUACUUGCAGGCCUGACAUGGGCUUAUUUAACUGCCAGGCCGGGUGUUCUUGUCGGCGCCAUUGAUGCAUUCCUUUUGGCUCCUUUGCAACUCGUUUUGGACAGUUUAUCUGGAAGGAGAAAUCUCAAGAGAACUGAUUUUCUUAUUGGAGAUAAGCUAGGAGAAGGGUCAUUUGGUGUUGUUUAUUCAGGUGUUUUGGUCCCAAAGAAUGUAGAUGUACAAAAGUGGAUGCAGAAAAAUGGAAGAGGCAAGGCGACAAAGUUGGAUGCCAAAUCUAAGGACAAAGUCAUUCUUAAAAAGGUGAAGGUUGGAAUUGAAGGGGCAGAGGAAUUUGGUGAUUUUGAGGAGUGGUUCAAUUACAGACUCUCUAGAGCAGCUCCUGAAACAUGUGCUAAGUUUCUUGGAAGUUUUGUAGCUGACAAAACCAAUUCAGAGUUCACAAAAGGUGGAAAAUGGCUAGUUUGGAAGUUUGAGGGAGGGCGCUCUCUUGCUGAUUACAUGGCUGAUCAAAGCUUCCCUUCAAACUUGGAGUCUACCAUGUUUGGACGUGUCUUGCAGGGUGUAGACUCUUCUAAACGAAAUGCAUUGAUCAUCAAGCAAAUAAUGCGCCAGAUCAUUACUUCUCUUAAGAAAAUUCACGACACUGGCAUUGUUCACAGGGAUGUUAAGCCUGCCAACUUGGUAGUUACCAUACGGGGGCAGAUUAAACUAAUCGAUUUUGGUGCAGCAACAGACCUUAGAAUUGGAAAGAAUUAUGUUCCCAAUCGUACCCCUUUGGAUCGUGACUACUGUCCCCCUGAACUAUAUGUUCUACCAGAAGAAACACUUGAUCUUCCACCAGAGCCAAUUGCAGCUUUGCUUUCACCAAUCUUGUGGCAGUUUAACAGUCCUGAUCUGUUUGAUAUGUAUUCUGCUGGGAUUGUCCUCCUGCAAAUAGCAAUUCCAACCUUAAGGUCUUCAUCUGCUUUGAAGAAUUUCAAUUUGGAGAUAAGAACAUGUGGAUAUGAUUUGAACAAAUGGAGAGCGUCUACUCGCAUGAGGUCUGACUUCCAAAUUCUUGAUACUGACUCUAGUAGAGGGUGGGACUUGGCAACAAAGCUUAUCUCCAAGAGAGGUUCCCAAUUAAGAGGACGUUUAUCUGCUGCUGCUGCUUUGAGGCAUCCUUAUUUCCUUCUGGGUGGGGAUCAGGCCGCUGCAGUCCUUUCAAAACUAAGCUUUUAA
Sphenostylis stenocarpa is the source of this 1503-nucleotide messenger RNA. The record is from the annotation of a GenBank genome assembly. NCBI's taxonomy places the organism in Eukaryota, Viridiplantae, Streptophyta, Magnoliopsida, Fabales, Fabaceae.